AUGUUAAAAGGAGGUCCUCCUGGUUGUAUUGGUUAUGCAAACAGUCCAAAAAGUGGCUGGAUGACAGGGCCACUGUUUUUAAAGGUUUUAGAACAUAUAAAAAAACUAGUUAGAUGUUCGAAAGAGGAUCCUGUUUUACUCUUAAUUGAUAAUCAUGAAAGCCAUUGUACAUUAGAUGCCAUUAAUUAUUGUUUUGAAAAUGGAAUGGUGGUUUUAAGAUUUCCUCCUCACUGCACUCACAGAAUGCAACCUUUGGUUGUGGCUGUUAAUGGUCCUUUAAAGCAAAAGCUGUCUAUUUCUCAAAACGACUGGCUUGUACGCAAUCUGGGGAAAACAAUAACAAAACACGAUUUAGUUGGCAUUGUGACACCAGCAUAUAAUACAACAUAUAUUGCCAGGAAUAUUGUUGCAGAUUUUUCUACACCUGGAAUAUAUCCUUUUUUACGCCUUGCCUUAUGCAAUGACAACUUUCAAAGUGCUGAAGUGGCUAAUCGUCCUUUGUAUCCAGAAUUGAGUUCGAAUUUGCUUAAAGUUUCUUUAACGUUGUUGUGCAUAACUAAAUAA
Molecule: messenger RNA, 564 nt
Organism: Hydra vulgaris (swiftwater hydra)
Lineage: Eukaryota; Metazoa; Cnidaria; Hydrozoa; Anthoathecata; Hydridae
Cellular component (GO): nucleus
Molecular function (GO): DNA binding
Source: RefSeq, a predicted model, not a curated record